CCGCGUGCCCCGAGCCCCGCGGCGCUCCCCGGUGCGGACCCCCCAGCGGGGUGGGUGCCCCGAGCCCCGCGGCGCUCCCCGGUGCGGACCCCCCAGCGGGGUGGGUGCCCCGCGUCCAGAGCCCCGCCAGCAGGCGAGCGCUUCCCUGUGCCCGGGCUCCCGCGGCGGCAGCAUGGCCACGCAGAGUGCCCGGGAGGGCGGCUGCGAGCCCCCGGCCCGGCCGAAGCAGCCCGCCAAAUCUGAAGGGUAUAUAUCCAAACUUAAACAACUCGUGAAACAUGAAGCAGAGAAAAAUAAAUCUCAGUGGAAAACUAUUGGGCCAGCAAAAGUUGCCGUGCCAUCUCCAAAUGAUUUUCUGCAGAAACGUUCCAAGGAACCCAAGGUAGCACCAAAAAAAAAUGAAGAGGAUGGUAAAAAAUUGCUUCCAUUGUCAGUGCCACCCAGGACAUACCACCCAGUUACUCACGUUAAAAAGAAUUUUAUAAAUAAAAAUGCACUUGCUGUUAUGACAGGGGAGCCUAAAAAGCCUCGACAUUUUUGUGUUGAUACAAGACAGGGAGAUAAAUAUCUCCUUGAACCUUCAGGACUUUAUCCAAAAUACAUUAAAAAAAAGAACUAUGGUGUUUUACCAAAAUAUGUGAUACAGAGAAAUGAAGAAAUGAAGAGAGAGGAGGAAGAAUACCAGGCCAGUAUUUUGGAGCAACUGAAGAAGAAAGCCAUGAAAGCUCUAUCUGAAGAAGAAAGGACAAAUGUUCUGAAGGCACUGAAAAAGAACUGGGAGGAAAUAAAUCAUGCAUAUCAGGGUCUUCCAAUAGUAACAGACACCAUGUACAAGAGGAUGCAUAAAGAAGAGCUGGAAUUAAAGCUGAAACAACUGGAGCAUGACAUAGCAGCAAUUGAGAAGCACAAAACUGUCUACAUUGCAAAUGUGUAAGGACUGUUGUUCAGAUACUGCCUCUUUCCUCCUUUUUCUCUGUCCCCUCAUCUCCAAGAAGUGCCUCUCUAACUUCUCAGAAGAUGCUACUGUCAACUAUUUAGAAGGAAAUAUUCAACUAAGUAUGUAGCAACUUAGAAAAGUUGUUACAUAUAACUCUUAUCUGUACAAUUCCCCAAACAUUUUGAAAUAAAAUGCUUAACUAAACUUUGAGUAUGAAUAAUGAAUUUAAUUUAUUAUUCUUUGUAAUUUUUAUUAACUGAUGAGAUUUCUAUAAACAUCAUACAGAAAGCAUACAAAACACUGUUUCGUAUGUUUGGAGUACAUUUCCUUGCCUAGCCAAAACAAAGGGAAAUAAUUGGCUGCUGAAGACGGGUUGGUAAAUAUAACUUCAGGACGGAAUGGCUUCUGGACUAUAUAUUAAAGAGAUGUGCUUUACUUAAAAGCUUGAGUAAUUGUAUUUCUAAACAGCUUGGGUUCUGUAUAUUUUUGUGUACUUAUUUUUUGUUACCAAAACCAAUUUUUAAUGUGGAAACCUGUAAUAGUGCAGACUUCACACAAUACAGACACCACACGUGUUUUUACAAGUACAUAAUUCCGUAAUACUAUAAUAAAUCUACAGUUAAAUUAGGAAAAUGUGUUUGGCUGGAAUUAUGUGUGUACUGUUAGAAUGAAAGCAACAUACAAGCAUCUGAGUCAAGAUUUAGACAAAAAUUAUAUCAGCACACUGUCUCACAAUUGUUUGCAUAGAAGGAAGAAAUGGGGUUUUUUCCUGCUGCUUAUCCUUUGCUUCAUAGAAUCGUAGGUAUGGUUUAGAUUAGAAAAUAUCUUUUCCAGCCUUUCAGAACACAGCUUUUUCUGUAUGGUGUCAAUCACUACCACCAGCAGCUGUUGUGACAUCAUCAUAUCUGACACCAGCAAAGGAUAAAGUAAAAAAUUUGAAAUUAAGUAUGAAAACCCAAAUUUUCCCAUACAUUGAGUUCCUUUUCUAAAUUUGUCAGGGAAUGGCUUUGAAGACUUCACAGUGAUUCCAGGUUCUAUUUCUUGUGCGCGUUAUAUUUUUCUAUGACAUACACCAGGAACACGUGGGUGAGCAGGAAUGCAUAUUUUCUUAUUUGUAACUUAUUGUUAAGCAAUCAUGUUUAUUUUUGAAGGAUAUAAGCUGGAAGAAAGCUGCAGAUUUGUAAAAUGUGGAUUUAAUAUAUUUCUUACUCAAAAGAAUGACACACUGUAUAUUUUAACAAAACUACACUUAAUUGUUAGCACUUAAUAUUAUGUGAUAUUAUCUUUUAGUGAAGUACCUGAUGCCCCUCUUAAGCAAUUCCGUGUAAUCAGAAAAGGCUGUUUAUAUU
This is a messenger RNA of Passer montanus (Eurasian tree sparrow), 2286 nucleotides long. RefSeq names its product enkurin, TRPC channel interacting protein (gene ENKUR). The coding region runs from base 173 to 934 and encodes 253 amino acids. The transcript has 5 exons. Gene Ontology annotation, cellular component: acrosomal vesicle. The record is from RefSeq and is a predicted model, not a curated record. Lineage: Eukaryota; Metazoa; Chordata; Aves; Passeriformes; Passeridae. Gene Ontology annotation, molecular function: calmodulin binding.